AUGAUGAUGAUGGAUCCUGAUCUGAAGCAUAUGCAAGAUUAUCAAUGGUGUGUGGCGGCGAAUUUUCAUCUUCCGCCAACUUCAAGCUCACAUAUUCCACAACAAAGUCUACCCGAUGAUAUUUCAAACGGCCCAGAUAGUCCGGAUUCGACUGGAAAAGAUGGCAAGAAAAAUGAUGACAGGUAAGAGGAUUCUGAAACUUUUUUGAAAUUUUUGUGAUGAGUUGAUUUCUAGAAUCCAUAAAACCUGUUUCUUUCAGAGUCAAACGUCCGAUGAACGCAUUCAUGGUUUGGAGUCGUGGACAACGCAGAAAAAUGGCACAGGUUAGUUUUCAAAAAAUCUUACAAAAUAUUCCGAAUCAAAUCAAAUUUCCAGGAAAAUCCAAAAAUGCACAAUUCGGAAAUCAGUAAAAGGUUGGGCACGGAAUGGAAGUGUCUUAAUGAGCAAGAUAAGCGACCAUUUAUUGAUGAGGCUAAACGUCUUCGCGCCAUUCACAUGAAGGUAAGUUCUAACUUAUUUGGGGGCGACUCUAAAGAUAAUUGUGUUUUAGGAGCACCCAGAUUACAAAUACCGGCCACGCCGGAAGACCAAAUCGAUCAAUAAGAAAAAUGGAGCAGCUAUGCCGUUUGGAGCAAUUGACACUUUAAAACCACAGGUGAGUAUAAUCUGAAAAUAUAUAUGGAAAUUUAUUAAAGAAAUCCUAAAAAUCAGAUUUUCCAGUACCCUGCGAUUCCGACGAAUUGGAAUACGACGACGUAUUUCGACGCCGCCGCCAAUUACAAUUUUUAUGGAAGAAAUUACGAAAUGAUGAAUCAGAUGGGUUACCUAAAUGGCGCCACUGCACCAUUGGCCACUGACAACGCCUCACCAUCACAAUAUCAACAAAGUCCCCUAGGCACCAGCUACACCACCGCCAGCUAUCUGACACCAAAAUCCGAAUCAUCGCCGGUUGGAAGUGAUUCAACAUCGGCAGCCGCCAUUGAUCCAGCCGCACAAUUUCGACAAUUUUACGAUCCCUCUAAAGAUCAAAUGACCUCUAUGUAUCCAUAUAACCUGGAUUUGGGUCUUGCUCAAAGUUUGCCAGCCGCGCUUUCCCAAUCUCAUGUCACCUCGUGA
Molecule: messenger RNA, 1116 nt
Organism: Caenorhabditis angaria
Lineage: Eukaryota; Metazoa; Nematoda; Chromadorea; Rhabditida; Rhabditidae
Source: the annotation of a GenBank genome assembly